AUGAAUAUAAUUCCUCUACUUGAGUUCCAUGCAUCUCCUACAGGAAACGCCCUUGCAAAUAUAGAAUCUCCAACUGGAGCUGGUUUCAAUACACCACAAAGUGAUGUUAAAUUACUUACAAUCAAAUCACUUGAUUCUCAACAUAUCAUAUAUUUAGCAGGAAUUGUUCAAGCAAGAUCUGUAAAAUUAGUGACAACAGAGACAAUGAAAUUAAGUGACAUGCAAAAGGAAAGAGAUAGCUGGUGGAAUGAGUUGCGUACUGAAAUAAGAGAAAAUGCAAAAUCACUUGGAUGCUCUCACGUGAUUGGAUAUUCAGAAAGUUAUGAAAUAUUUAUUCGUGGAUCUGUUUGUAUUUUGUGCGCACAAGGUACAGCUGCUAUUCUUAAUCCACAAUAUGAUAUUUGUAACAUUCGUAAUCUGUCUGAUGAUCUUCAUGAAGAGAAUAUCUCUGAGAAGGUGUCUGAAGAAAAGUAUUGCUCCAUUUUCCAUCUUCCAAGAAAUAGCCCUUUCUAUAGAGCUGGUGCAUCGAAAUGCCCACUUCAUGCAGAUGGCUAUGUUCCAAACUUAUUCCUCUCCACAUGUGAGAUGCCUUCAAUAGUUGAACAAAGAGUGCUUAAUCAACCGAAACAUUACAUAGAGGCACGAAUUUGUAGAUCGAAGAAGAAAGAAUUCGGAGAAAGCAAUGCCACUGUUGUUAGCAACAUUCUUCCUUUUGCAGUUCAUGAUUUGCACAAACAAUUUAUGAACAAGAUGAAGCUUUGCAAUUGCAAUUCAGCAUUUUGUGUGACCUAUGGACUCACAAUUAAUGACAACUUUAUUGUGCUGACUUGUAAGGGAACUGGAGUGUAUCUUGAUGCUCUUCCUAGAAAUGCCAAGAUGGACUUUAUAUUGCCUGACGAAAAAGAUAACACAGAACAGUUAAAAUUGCUUAAAGAGUAUAGUGAUUAUUACUCUGCUGAACUGGAUGCUUCUAUUGUUGAAGAACCCCAUUUGAUACGAGAGCUUCAAGAUGAGGAACGACAAGUCGACUCUCCAAGAUUUAAAGACACUUUGGACAAUAGCUCAUAUACUUCCUCUGAUAACGAGGAUGUUAUUGGAGAAAUGGGAAGUGCAGGAUUUGCACUUGAAUUAGAGGAUGAACAGGAUGAGGAUUUCAUAAAUUCCAUUCUCGAACCGUUAUCACCGAAUGGAAUUCAUUUUACAACACUCAAACACCAAUCAGAUAUUGCCUCUAAACACAUGUCUCAUUUGCAAUUUAUUUUCCUAGAAAAGUCCUUCCCCCUUUCCAAAACAACGCACAAUGUGAAACAGCAGCAACAGUACAUUGCAUCACUAUUCAGAGAAUUAUACAUUACACUUUCCUUCAAAUUAUUACUGUUUGCUAAUCAAGAGCUCAAUCAACGUGUUUAUGUGAUGGGAAUGUCAGAAAAGAUUAGAUUUAACAACGCCAAUGAUUUCACAAUCACUUUGCAAGCAAUGCCUGUGCUUGUUUCAUCGAAGCCUAGUACGCUGAGUCAUUUAGAUCAACUUAAAUCGAACUUGCCAAAAUUAUUUCCUUCAUUUCCAUAUCCUCAUGAUAUUGGUGGAUCAAGUGAUCAGCUUUCGAACAGUCCAAGAAAAGAGGAUACUAUUACUUCUUCAGAAGAAUUGAAAAACAUUAGGGAUAUUGUCAUUGCUCAAGAGAAUGAUAUUGACAAGGAGUGGCUUGAGGAAAGUUAUGUUGUCACGUCACCAAUGUAUUUCAUUCCUGGAGCAAAGAUUGAAAAGUUAGUCGGCAAAAUUAAUCACCAUCUUGUCAGAGAGUCUAACAAUGUGAUGGACUUUGCUUCUUUCCAACAAGAGUGCAUUAUGGAAGCAACAUCAAUUGUGCGAGCUCAUACUAGAGCAAUCGACUGUAAUGCUCUACUCAAUUAUUGUGUCAAAUUCCAUGCAGUACUCGAUAAUCCGUCUAAAAAGCAAGCGUAUAUAAUGCUCACAGUGUCAGGAGAUGCUUGUAGGGUGUCAUAUUCCCCCAACUCCUCUGCAGGUAUUCAUAGAUUGAUAGAACUCUCAUGCUCAAAAUGA
This is a messenger RNA of Naegleria fowleri, 2064 nucleotides long. RefSeq lists its product as uncharacterized. The transcript is spliced from 3 exons. The coding region runs from base 1 to 2064 and encodes 687 amino acids. The record is from RefSeq and is a predicted model, not a curated record. Lineage: Eukaryota; Heterolobosea; Eutetramitea; Acrasida; Naegleriidae. Gene Ontology annotation, biological process: positive regulation of D-glucose transmembrane transport; protein localization to plasma membrane; intracellular protein transmembrane transport. Gene Ontology annotation, cellular component: plasma membrane. Gene Ontology annotation, molecular function: calcium ion binding; calcium-dependent phospholipid binding.